Molecule: messenger RNA, 1488 nt
Organism: Lindgomyces ingoldianus
Lineage: Eukaryota; Fungi; Ascomycota; Dothideomycetes; Pleosporales; Lindgomycetaceae
Exons: 2
Coding region: 117-1397 (426 amino acids)
Source: RefSeq, a predicted model, not a curated record
CAUCCCUCUAAGUGUACACAGUGCUCCUCCUGCUCAUUAUUUCUUUCAAAUCUACUUCAAGCUAUGUAGUGCCUGUAUCUAUUGAUUCAUGAUUAGAUUCAAGAUUUAUCACGAUCAUGUCUCCCUACCAACACCUAUUCAGCGCAAACACAGUGCUAAACGUCUUCCGCAACCUACGCGCAACGACCCGCGAUCAGAACGACUUGCUCCUGACUUUCCAAUACCACCCCGACGACAUCCGGCAUGCGAGGGGCCUUGGAAAGGGGGUGAGGAACGCAGAUUCAGGGGAAGAGAGGGAUGGGAGGAGGAGUAGGAGAGAUAGGAUGGAUAGGAUGGGUGGGAUGGGAGGAGGGAGUGGAGGCAGGAGUAUUGGAUUCGUGGUUCCGUGGCGGAGUAUGCAGUCGCAGAAACGGGAGUUGAGCGAGAAGGAGAGGGAGUUGGCGGAGGCAUUGGUGGUGUUGGCGGGGGAGGUGGUGUUUACGGAUCUCCCCUCCUCUCUUCAAUCCUCACUCGCCCACAACCCACUCAUCCAAAUCCGCCACAUCGCCGCUGGUAUCUCACGCCAAAUGUCGAAAAUCGAGCUUCAAAUGGCUGAUAACGCACCCUUCGCCCUCGGAAAAAACCUCUACACCGGCGGCGAAAUUGUCCGGAAAUUCUUGUCCCCGAUACAAACACUCUUCAGCCAACGCCUAGUGCCACAGCGCAUGAUUUUUGAAUUGUUAAUGGAGCUGAAGGAUUUGGUGUUUUUGGGUAUGGUGGGUUGUGAUAAGGAGGUGUUGGAGUGGGAGUUAAAUGGAUUUUCGAGUUUUGAGGAUCUCGAUGAGGCGAUUGUUAGGGCUGUUGUACCUCUGUCGGUAGCUGAGGAAGAGGAGGGGAAAGAUCAGUUUCAGAAACGGCUCCAAAGCAUGACGAAAACCGACGAGAAACCGCCAUCGAGCACCAGCACCAGCACCAAUGACUCCAGAUCCUGGCUCUUAGUCUCCUCAACUGACUCCGAAGAAGAGAUACUCUACCAUCUCGAAUCUCUCGAAACGACUGCAACCGCCCUCUCUCAUCUCGCUCUCCCCAUCGAUGACUUCUGCGCUAAAUCCACUAUCACUCUUCGUCGCAUGAUGGACCGUCGUAUCCUUGCCGAAUUCGCGAGCAGCAAGAAGAGGAGGGUGGGAAGGUGUGCUGAGUAUGCACGGUGUAUGAAGUGGGCGGGAACGGCGUGGAGACAGGGCGGCGGUUGCAGGAGGGGGUGUAGGAAUGAGGAUGAGGAUCCAGAGGCCCUGCCAUGUUGGCACAGUAGUAGUCGGCAUUUUGAUAGAAGAGGCACGUAUAUGCUUGGAGGUUCAAAGGAGGAGGUGAGCGAGGAGGUAGGGGUAUCUGAUGGGGCCUUGAAGUUGCGGUCUUGAGAAGCGGGGGAAUGGAAGUUUUCGUCACAUAUCUUUUCCAGGUGUGCAGGGGGCGUUUUAGGUGUUUAUGCUUUUGUUUUUUUGGGUUGGG